Saccostrea echinata is the source of this 1104-nucleotide messenger RNA. RefSeq lists its product as uncharacterized. Lineage: Eukaryota; Metazoa; Mollusca; Bivalvia; Ostreida; Ostreidae. The record is from RefSeq and is a predicted model, not a curated record. The transcript has 3 exons. The coding region runs from base 85 to 1104 and encodes 339 amino acids.
CUUUGGGCGUUAUCAGUUCAAUUCAUGUGGCUCUGUUUUUGUAAAUAGGAACUUACUCAUCAUGAAACAAGCUGUAUUUAAACAAUGAAGAAGGCCUUGCUGGUGUUAGCCAUUAGUUUCCUAUUGAUUGUUAUUGCCGUUUUUCACAUCAGCCAGAAUCACCAGCUCAAGAAAACCGUGUUCCAGUCCUCCCCGAUUAAAGCCAUCAGACAUUACCUCAAGCUUGUGAAUGAAACAGAAGAAUUUUUUGACUCGAUAAAAGAUACAAACAGGAGCCUCACAGUAGUUACCGCGUUUUUUAAUAUUGGAAGUUUUCCUAAAGGAAAUCUAGGUACGAUUCGGAAAUCUAAUGACUAUAAUGUUUGGAUGAGAACAUUUCAGUACAUGCUCAAUCCUGUAGUGUUCUACACAGACAAUAAAACAUAUGCAGACUUCUUCGUGCAACUCAGGAAAAACGCCUCUUUACAUACAGAAGUAAUUCAUAUAAAUCGGUCAGAGUUAUGGGCUUUUAAAAUAAUUCCAAAAAUCCGGAAAAUAUAUUCAACCCCUGGAUACCCACGCCAUUAUCCAAACACGUAUAUCCCGGAAUAUACAAGUCUGACCCACUCUAAACAACAGGUUUUGGCUGAUUCUGUGACUAGACAUCCGUUUGAUACAGACUUUUACUGUUGGCUGGAUGCUGGAUAUUUUAGGGACAAUGUUUAUCGUGAAAGAAAAUAUUGGAUGGAAGUUCCAGACGAUUUUAAUAAAUCUCGAAUCGGAGUGACUCGUGUGUUCUAUUCGGAUUUGAAACGGACGAGUGCAAGAACUAUAAUUCUAGGAAAUAUGAAUUGGAUCGGCGGAGGACUUUUCUUAGGAACACCAGAUGUUAUUCUAAAGUUCCAUGAUCAAUAUAAAAAGGCUGUGAUGCGCUAUCUAAAACAAGGAUUAAUGAACGUAGAACAACAUAUAUUAUAUGCAAUGUAUACACAACAAGAGAGGAAAAAGUACCCAAUAGAAGUAGAAGUGCAAUUAUAUAUACCGGGGCAGAGACGCGUCAUUAAUGGGAACCCGUGGUUUUAUUUAGGUUACCUGAUGUAUAGAGAAGAACCCAAACAAACAUAA